CGUCAGGCGCUGGGGCGGUGGGCAGGUCUCCAGGGAAACCCGACGCUCUGGGGCUCCGGGCGCUGCGCCGAGCGGGACGAGACUUGCGAGUGGGGCUGCGCUGCGCUGGCCGCCGCCCUGGGCGGACCGGGUGCAGUAGGUGUGAGCUCUCCGACCCUCGGUGCGGCCCGCGGCAGGGGCGCAGUCGGGAUCCCGGCGGGAGCGCGGUUCGAAGGCCAGAGGCAUGGAAAGUGGGUGUCCCUCAGCCUUGUAUUAUAAAGUCCCAGAUGAUGACAUCUCUGAAAAUCAGCUGGCAGGGAGGGGCGGCCAGCCUGCUGCCACCGACUUCCUGGGGACCCUAGAGAUGCUCUCUACCAAAAGGGACAUCCUAGAGGCCCCGGAGGAGGAAGAGGAGUCCGAGGGUCCCCCCAGGAAGCAGGACCUGAAGGAGGCCUACAUCCAGCUGGUCCGAGGCGUGCAGGAGUGGCGGGACGGCUGUGUGUACCAAGGGGACUUCGGGCUGGACAUGAAGCUGGGAUACGGUGAAUUCUCUUGGCCCACGGGCGAGUCGUACCGCGGGCAGUUUUACCGGGACCACCGCCACGGGCUGGGCACCUACCAGUGGCCCGACGGCUCCAGCUUCACUGGCAUGUUUUACCUCAGCUACCGAGAGGGCUACGGCACCAUGUACCUGAAGACCAGGCUCUUCCAGGGGCUGUACAAAGCGGACCAACGGUUUGGGCCGGGCGUGGAGACCUACCCGGACGGCAGGCAGGACGUCGGGCUGUGGGUCCGGGAGCACCUCAUCAAGCUGUGCACGGAGGUUCCCUGCAGCUUCUCCAUCCACAACUACCCCGAGUACUCGGGCUUCCUCACUCACUCUCCUGCUAGACUCAGCCUCUCGGAUGAGGAGAAGGUGGACCGGGACCAGCCGGAGGGACAGGACCCCUUUUUCUACGACUAUAAGCGGUUUCUUCUGAACGAUGACCUGACUCUGCCUCCAGAAAUGCACAUUUACUCGACCGACAACAGCCACCUGCCCAUGACCUGCUCUUUCCGCAAAGAAUUAGAUGCCCAAAUCUUCCUUAAUGACAUUCCUCCAUUUGCUGAGGAUGAAGAGCCCUGGUUUAUAAAAAAUGAGACCCCUCUGAUGGUCAAAAUCCAGAAGCAAACCUACAAAUACAGGAACAAGAAGGCCCACACCAGCUGGAACAUGGGUGCCAUCUUGGAGGGGAACCGGAGCGGCUUUGCGCACCAUGGGCCCAAGGAGCAGCUUUCCAAGGAGAUGAUCCUGCGGGCCGAGGAAGGGGACUACGAUUGGGUCUACAGGAUCCUCAGGGAUGACCUUGCCAGCGCCGACGUGGCCGAUGCCAAGGGCUACACUGUGCUCGCUGCAGCCACCGUUCACUGUCACACUGACAUUGUCAACCUUCUGCUGGACAGCGGGGCCGACGUGAACAAGUACACGGACGAGGGCCUCACGCCGCUCAGCAUGUGCUUCCUCCUCUACUACCCGUCCACGUCCUUUAAGCCCAACAUCGCUGAGAGGAUGGCGCCCAAGUCCCAUGUCAGCCCCGUGGCCCUGCGGCUUCCAGCACCGUGCCCCGUCUACCAUCCGCCUGUCCGUCUCUCCACCCAGCAGUGCACCUCCCCCCGCCUUGCACAGGAAGCUCCCAAUAUGCCAGUAAAUCCCAACCUUGCCUUCUCAUUCCCUGAAAUGGCCAUGGAGUCCAUCUGUUUCAAGGACCUGGCGCCCACCCCAGGCAGCCAGGAGCAGAAGUCCACCGUGUGGGGCAGCGAGGAGGACUGUCUCUCCCCGGGUGCCCGGCUGUCCCAGGAGUCCCCCGACCUGGGGAGCAGCCCUCGGAAGCAGGACUUGUCACCGUGGGACAGUUCCAGUGACUUGGAGAAGGGGCCGGAUGGCACGGAGGGGAGUCCGGACAGGUGCGCGCCGGGCAGCCAGGAGACGGACGUCGAGUCCGCCGUCUGUGUGCGCAACUUCUCCUUCGGGCUGUCCCGGGACCUCCUGGAGAGGAGCGCCCAGGCCCGCCGCAUGCUGACGGCCCCCUGCUUCAGUGCCACCGGCUUCGACAAGGGCACCACGAGGAAGAUGGCGCUGGCCGUGGCGGAACGCAGAACCAGGUGGCUGACCAUCGAGCUGCUGUUGCACCGAGGCGCGGACCCCAACCUGUGCCGCGUGCCCAUGCAGGCCCUUUUUUUUGCCGUGAAGGCUGGGGACGUGGCCGGGGUGAGGCUGCUGCUGGAGAACGGGGCCAGGACCGACAUCCAGCUCCCGGCUGAGCUGGGGGCCCUGACCCCCCUGCACAUCGCAGCCGCCCUUCCCGGGGAGGAGGGCGUCAGGAUAACGGAGCUGCUCCUGCACACUGUCACCGACGUGGACGCCAGGGUGGCCGACGAGGAUGACGUGUACAAGCCGAGCAAGCUAGACCUGUUGCCUUCAAGCCUGAAGCUCAACAAUGAAGCGGGCCCGGCCGGCAUCUACCACAGCAGGCCUACGUGUGUGCCGGAUGAGGGGGGCAGGACGGCCCUGCACGUGGCCUGUGAGCGUGAGGACAGCUACAAGUGUGCCAGGGACAUAGUCCGGCUCCUCCUCUCCCACAGAGCGAACCCCAACGUGCUGUGGAGCGGCCACUCCCCGCUCUCCUUGUCCAUCGCCAGUGGCAACGACCUGAUCGUGAAGGAGCUUCUGUCCCAUGGAGCUGACCCCAACCUGCUGCUGACCAGAGGCUUGGGCAACGCCUUGUGUGUCGCCUGUGACCUCACCUAUGAGCACCAGAGGAGCAUGGACAGCAAGCUGGCCCUGAUUGACCGGCUCAUUGAUCAUGGGGCUGACAUCCUGAACCCUGUGACGCUCACACAGGGGGACAAGGUGGCUGUGGGCACGGCUGUCGAUUACGGGUACUUCAGAUUCUACCAGGACCGGAAGAUCGCCCACUCUCCUUUCUACGCGCUGACGCCGGUGGACCGGGAGGUCCUCCUGGCCCGGAAGCAGAUCCUGGAACACAUGGGCUUCCAGCUACGCCGCGCUGUCUUCGCCAAGGAGAGCCAGUGGGACCCGAAGGUGCUGUACCUGAGCAAAAGAGCUGAGCUGACCCCCUACCGCAGACUGAAGCAGAAAAGCACCGGCCUGUCCAGGGAGCUCCCCUUGGAGGAGCAGGAGCCGAUCCCCUUCUUCAAGUUCUGCUACCAGUGCGGCCGCUCUGUCGGGGUGCGCCUCGUGCCCUGCACCCGCUGCUACGGGAUCCUGACCUGUGGCAAGUACUGUAAGACCAGGGCCUGGGGUGACUUCCACAAGAGGGACUGUGGCAGCCUGUUGGCCAUCGGUGAAGGAAGGCUGGUGUCACCUGGACGGGAGCAGAGCGUGUGCCCCGUGUGUCCCCUGCAGAGCCCCACUCUGGCCUGCCCGGGCCGCCACGAGGGGCUAUGCAGCAGCUGGCCGCUCCUGCCAGCAGUGGGGGUGGGGGUUGGUCCGGCUGCCGGUGGCUUCCUGGAUUCCCCAGAGAAAUGAAUUGGGACCAAGAGCCAGGGAGGGGCCUCUCCUCGACCAUCACCUGGCCGGCUGUGGGCGGGGUGGACCCUCCCCACCUGCCCCCCCGCCGUCAGCUGUCCUGUGCUGACGUCCACCUCACUUGGGUCCUCUCU
Acinonyx jubatus (cheetah) is the source of this 3642-nucleotide messenger RNA. RefSeq names its product ankyrin repeat and MYND domain containing 1 (gene ANKMY1). NCBI's taxonomy places the organism in Eukaryota, Metazoa, Chordata, Mammalia, Carnivora, Felidae. The record is from RefSeq and is a predicted model, not a curated record. Gene Ontology annotation, molecular function: protein binding.